AUGUUCCACACCCUGAGGCGGUACAAGGCGGUGCACGGGGACACCUUAGUCAGCCCGAAGUACGGCGACAAGGACGAGUACGACUGGGUGGUGCUGGGGAGGUGGCUCAAGCGCCAGUCCAGGCUGUUUGCGAAGCAGAAGCUGCCCGAGGUGCGCCGCCGCAUGCUCUCCGCCCUGGGCGUAACCCUCCGCCUGCCGCGGCGCCUGCUGGCGCGCUGCGCCGCGCUGCGCGGCAUGAACGUGCACGAGAGGAGGCUGCAGCGCCGCCGCUGGCGCGAGGCCGACCGGCGGCGGGCCGCGGGGGCGGCGCUCGUGCGGGCGGGGGGCCAGGAGCUCGAGAGUGCGGCCGCCGAGGCGGACGCACGGAAGCGGCAGAUGCGGCGGGAGCUAUUCAGCAGCGCCGCGGCGGCGGCGCGGGCCCGCCGGCGGCAGCUGGUCCGUGGCAGCGGCGCGGCCGCAGUGGCAGCGGCAAGGGCUGGCUUCGCAAAGGAGCGUGCUGCUGAGGAGGGCGUACGUGGGGCGCCGUCAUUGCAGGCUCCGCAGACGCGGCUGAUCCUGCCAGAGCCGUCCACGGACCCGCCGCUUUGGCAGGCGGCGCCCGAGAGGGCGGGGGCGCUGGAGGAGGCCGUGUCCCUGUUUGGCGCACCGCUGCGCGCGCUGCAGCCGUUGGAGGCGACGCAGCCACACGCACCACACCAGCAGCGGCAGCAGCAGCAGGAGGAGGAGGAGCAGCAGCAGGAGGAGGAGGAGCAGCAGCAGCAACAGCAGCAGCGGCGGCCGCGGCAGAUGUGGCAUGAGGAUGCGGACGAAGGCGAGGAGGACGUCUGGGAGGAGCGCAGCAACUGGACGACGCCCAACGCUUCCCCCACCUCGCCCACUGCUCGCCGCGACGCAUUGCCAGGCAUCAAGCACCGCCGCAACGCCGCCAGCAUUCGCGUGCACGGGCGGCCGGGGCGCGUCGUCGUGUCUGUGUUUGAGGACGCCGCUCCCAGCCCGCGCUACCUGUCACGCGACCCCUUGCACUCAGCCGCAGCCAGCCCGGCCGCCCCCGUCACGCGCCGCGGCGGCGGCGAGGCAGGCGUUGCGGCCGUCGGGUCCGGCCGCACGGCGGAGGUGGCGCGGGUGCCGGAGGCGCUUGCAGCGCUGCGGCGGCAGCUGCUGAUGGAGGCGCCGUUUCACGUGGGCGUGGGGGGCACUUACAGCCGCGUGAUGGAGCGGUUCACCCCUGGCGCGCUGUCGCAGGCGUGGGAGCACGUACGGUGGUCGGCGCAGGUGCAGCGGCGGCAGCAGCAGCUGCAGCUACUGCAGCAGCAGCAGCAGCAGCAGCACAAGUCUCAGGAGGGCGCGAGGCGGCAGGCCAGCAACCGGCAGCAGCAGCAGCCGCAGCAGCAGCUGCAGCAGCAUGAGCGUGCACCGCAAGGCGCCCGCAGUGCCGCCCCCGCCUCAGCGGCCGUCCCCCCGCCAGCGGCUCCCCCGCCGCCACGGCCCCGCCGCCUAUGCGCCGGCGCCGACGGCUCCACAUGGGAGGCUGCCGAAGUUGCGGCGCUCGCUGGGCAGCUGCGGGGCGGCUUCCUUCACCUGGAGGAGCUGUCCCUCACUGUCCCCUGCACAACGUACGGGCCCCACGCCGCCUCGCUCACCGCGGCACUGACCGUGCUCGUGCGGGCCCUCCGUUCGCAGCCCGCCCUCAGACAACUAGAGCUGCGCGUGUGCGGCGCCGGCUACGCGGCCGUGCUGCGCCAGGGGGGCACGGGCGUCCGCGCGCUCGCGCCGCUGUGGGCGCACGUGCUCGGCGCCCUGCGCGGCCUGGCGGAGGCGCUGCCCUCCCUGCGGCAGCUGAAGCUCGAGGCGCCGCCAGGGGUGCUGCCGCCUGACGCGCUGCAGCGGCUCGCGGCGGCGGCGGCGCGCGCGCCGGCGCGGGUGAGGGCCGCGGUGCUGCUGGGCGCGCACGCGCGGGCCGGGGCGGGCAGCGGGCUGAGGCUGCUGCCGGCUGAGGUUUUGGGACGCAUCCUGGACCUGGCGGCGCCCAAGCGGCCGUGCGAGCUGCAGCUGCGGCUGCCAGACCCCCUGGACCUGGGCGGCAGCAGUAGCAGCAGCAGCAGCAGCAGUAGCAGCAGUAGCAGUAGCAGUAGCGAAGACGAGGAAGACGACAGCGACAGCAGCGGCGAUGGAGGCGAGGGCGGUGGCGGCGGCGGCGGCGGUGAUGAUGAUGGUUGA
Molecule: messenger RNA, 2217 nt
Organism: Monoraphidium neglectum
Lineage: Eukaryota; Viridiplantae; Chlorophyta; Chlorophyceae; Sphaeropleales; Selenastraceae
Exons: 3
Coding region: 1-2217 (738 amino acids)
Biological process (GO): regulation of transcription by RNA polymerase II
Cellular component (GO): Set3 complex
Source: RefSeq, a predicted model, not a curated record